This is a messenger RNA of Macrobrachium nipponense, 1788 nucleotides long. Its product is annotated as neuronal acetylcholine receptor subunit alpha-7-like. Gene Ontology annotation, molecular function: excitatory extracellular ligand-gated monoatomic ion channel activity; transmembrane signaling receptor activity; transmitter-gated monoatomic ion channel activity involved in regulation of postsynaptic membrane potential. The record is from RefSeq and is a predicted model, not a curated record. The coding region runs from base 178 to 1488 and encodes 436 amino acids. The transcript is spliced from 9 exons. NCBI's taxonomy places the organism in Eukaryota, Metazoa, Arthropoda, Malacostraca, Decapoda, Palaemonidae. Gene Ontology annotation, cellular component: neuron projection; plasma membrane; synapse. Gene Ontology annotation, biological process: nervous system process; monoatomic ion transmembrane transport; chemical synaptic transmission.
CUACCGCCAUAGUGCUUCGCGGGCGAGCGUGGUGUCGACUUUUUGGAAAACUUGAAGGAACUAAACUUCGCUAUACUGGACGCCAUUUUCCGCGUUGUUGAGUGAUUUUAUCUUGGCCAAACUGUUUGUUCCUUAACACCUUCAUAGUGACCGCUUGAAGAACACGAUACGAGGACAAUGGCGAAAUUAAGGCUAGUACUUGGCCUUUUGGUAAUAUGCACAGCAGUAGCUCCAGGACACCUUUUUCCCAACGCACCCGCCAUCUUUUCAGAGCAGGAAGAUCCGGCCACAGAGAACUGGAUAUCACGCCUUUACAAAGACAAACUGGCAGGCUACAACAAGGAAGUACGACCAGUCAAGAACCCCAGUCACAACACGACUGUUUUCUUGGGUCUUUAUCUGUCUAGCCUCGAUGUGGAUGAUGUAAAGCAGCAGAUGACAGUCAAUGCAUGGUCAAUUAUGACAUGGACAGACGAGUACCUCAGCUGGGAGCCUAAAAAUUACAUGAAUAUUGACAGAGUCCACUUUGACCAGACAGAUGUUUGGACUCCAGACAUAGCUGUGUUCAACAGUGCUGAGUCAGGUAGCGUUGUUCCAUUCGUCAAAGUUCCAGUGAUCUCAGAUUACCUAGGCAGGACUUACUGGUUCCCACCGACCCACAUAACUGUCAACUGUGACCUCAACAUUUCGGAAUGGCCCAGCGACCAGCAUGAGUGCCUCGUCCGAAUGGGGUCCUGGUCCCACCAUGGGGAGCAAAUUGAUAUUCAAAUCAUCAAACAUAAUGAAACUACAGACGUGAUGAUGAGCAACUACGAAGCAAACAAUAACUGGGAACUUCUGAAUGUCACAGCCUCGAGGGAAGUUAUUACCCUCGAGGAGGCCAAGGAGAGGUACGUUGAGGUCAACUUUGCCUUCAAGGUCAAGCGAUUAGCCAAGGCUCAUGCUACCUACAUUACAACUACUGCAUUAGUUGUUAUGAUUGUCGUCCUCCUGACUUAUGCGUUGCCACUAAGCAGCUUCUUCAGCAGACUCAUCAUGCACCUCUUUGCUCUGGGCAUACUCAUUGGCUGCUAUCUAACCCUGUUUAGCAAUCUCCCAAAUAAUGGUGGACCUGUGCCUUUCGUAGUCCGCUACUACUCUGGUACAACGGUGCUGACCCUCAUCUCACUGGUCUCGACCUUAUUCCUGACAACUCACUCCUGCUGUGACUCCAGCCCUUCCAGCAACGUCGGGAAGAGAGUCGUUGGAAUACUGGCUUCUGCACCUGGCCUGCGAUCAGUCACGACCCCUGAGCAAUCUUCUUACAACCAGCUGGAGGGGGAACUGGACCUGGAAGAGGCUGGGAGAACAGAAACAGACGCAUCGGCGAAAAAGAGCUCUGGUUUCGCAGCCAAUCAAAUAAGGCGCAUCAUCAACUUCCUCUUGCUGGUCCUGUUCACCAUCGCCUUCUUCGUGGACUACUUCGUCCUCAGAUCUGUUACCAAAUAAUGGGUGUAGUGUGGGCCUCUUGGACAUGAAGAACAAAUUGUGAUUGUACAAACCUGUGUGUGAUCCACAACUGCAGGAUGUCGUGUUGCUAUAUUUAAGUUUCCUUCGGCUGACUGUGACAUAUAUGUAGGCUAGCUGAAGCUCUUGUCUUGGAUUUCAUAUGCCUAAUUUGUUUAUUACUUAAGAAAUUAAUGUUGCUUUUACAAAACCUUACUUAUGACUUCAAGGUCAGUUUUGCUUCUAUUGAAUUAGUAAUAAAUAUGAAUUUUCCUCCUGAUUAGUCAUAUUUUAAUAAAAAUA